Messenger RNA from Lasiosphaeria miniovina, 1042 nucleotides. RefSeq lists its product as uncharacterized. NCBI's taxonomy places the organism in Eukaryota, Fungi, Ascomycota, Sordariomycetes, Sordariales, Lasiosphaeriaceae. The record is from RefSeq and is a predicted model, not a curated record. The transcript has 2 exons. The coding region runs from base 47 to 754 and encodes 235 amino acids.
CGGACUGCCAUCCCGGACGAGCAGGGUGGUGCACUGUGGCUAGACAAUGGAGACGGCCUGGACACAAAGCCCGAUCGGCGGUUCUGCCCUCGGGGCCAUUUUUACCUCAGACCAGGACAUGUACCCCUGGGUCUCGGCCUGGCCAGAACUCUCGAUUUGUUUCUCAGCGCCCGCGGCCCAUCAGCCCGAAACAUCCGGGUCGCCGCAGCCGCCACUUGCUGGAGUCAUCGUCGUGCUGCCGCUGCGCCGCGCGCAUUGGGAAGACCUGCUCGUGGGCAGGAUCAAAGAGGCCGACAUCGAUGCCGAAACCAUGUUUCCAGCCAGGCUCGGAGUCGGAGUCAGAGAUAACCGCCCACAUCCGGCAGAAGAGGGUGGGGAAGAGGUCGGCCUGCACGUCUUUCUCAUCGAGAGGUUCGCCCACCUACCAGAGGCGGGCCACGUGUCUGCCGUUGGGACAGACAUGGGUGCAACAAAGAAGCGCUUCGCCGAAUUUGCCCUCGACCAGGUUGCGCGCCGCGCUGCAGCCAUAGGGAGGGGGGAACGACGCUGGGGCAUCGCAGGCUUCUCAGGUGAGCCGAGCUGGUGGUUUUCUUUGCCCGUCUAUUCUCACUUUCUCCCCGCUUUCUCUUUCUCUUUCUCUUUUCCUUUUUAUCUCCCUCUACCUGAGCACAUUCCCACCCUUGUCUUGCGGCCAGGAAACCCACACUGUAGUGUCCCGCUGUUGCUAACCACGACGUGCAUCUCUACCCCCUAGCCCUCACCGCCACGCCUGCAGGCAAAAAGACGUUUGAGCGGAUGGGUUUCACGCCGACGGGAUACAGAGAAAUCCUCUUUUCACGGUUCAAAGCGAAACCAACCGAAAACGAUAGGGAAGUCCCUUCGAGCCAAGAUACUAUCGAAAUGCUCUGUCUGUACCCUGGAGAUCGGACGGGCGAACGUCCGGUGGACGUGGUCGGCAAGGACUGCACCAUUGUGUCGACUUAGACCGCUCGGCCAUAUUGCCUGUUGCUUGGUUGGUGGAAAGUUGGUGUGGAAAUGCGAG